This is a messenger RNA of Procambarus clarkii (red swamp crayfish), 2224 nucleotides long. RefSeq names its product regulatory particle non-ATPase 6. Gene Ontology annotation, molecular function: structural molecule activity. Lineage: Eukaryota; Metazoa; Arthropoda; Malacostraca; Decapoda; Cambaridae. Gene Ontology annotation, cellular component: proteasome regulatory particle, lid subcomplex. The record is from RefSeq and is a predicted model, not a curated record. Gene Ontology annotation, biological process: ubiquitin-dependent protein catabolic process.
UAGACGAAGAUAAGGUGCGGGGAGACGCUUGCCGCUGCGAGUCUGCUUACUCCCCCCAACAGUUACGUCAAAGCAAUGGCUGCUGCUACCCUCGUUGAAAGGGCUCCGGCAAUUUCCCUGUCUAAAAUGGAAAUAGACACCUCCACACUGAAUAAUAUAGACUCCGAGGAGGAAGAUGAUGUGGCCACAAGAGAGGCAGGCAUCUUGUCACUGGCUGAGCAGUACAAGAAAGCAGGCCAGGCCCACCAGUUGGCUCAACUCAUCAAGGACACUCGACCCUUUCUUGCUCAGAUCUCUAAAGCCAAAGCUGCAAAGCUAGUGCGGACAAUGGUAGAUAUGUUCCUUGACAUGGAAGCUACAACAGGUUUAGAAGUUGAAGUAUGCAGGGACAACAUUGAAUGGUCAAAAAUUGAACGACGCACAUUCUUGCGCCAAUCACUGGAGGCCAGAUUGGUAGCACUUUUUUAUGACACACAACAGUACACAGAAGCCCUUGCCUUAGGUUCUCAGUUAUUAAAAGAACUUAAAAAAUUAGAUGACAAAAACCUCCUGGUGGAAGUUCAACUGUGGGAAAGUAAAACAUAUCACGCAUUGGGUAACUUACCUAAAGCUCGUGCUGCCUUAACUUCAGCACGCACAACAGCAAAUGCUAUAUAUUGUCCACCUAAACUUCAAGCGGCUCUUGAUUUGCAAUCUGGUAUUCUUCAUGCUGCUGAAGAAAAGGAUUUCAAAACUGCUUUUUCAUAUUUUUAUGAAGCAUUUGAAGGAUAUGACAGUAUUGAUAGCCCUAAGGCACUUACUGCACUAAAAUAUAUGUUGUUGUCAAAAAUCAUGCUACAACAUCCAGAGGAUGUCCACAAUAUUGUAAGUGGGAAAUUGGCGCUGCGGCACAGUGGCAGUCAUGUGGAUGCAAUGAAGGGCAUUGCUUCUGCUAGUAGUAAGCGCUCUCUGGCUGACUUCAAAACAACACUCAAUAAUUACAAGGAAGAACUAGAAGGAGACAUGAUAGUGAAAGCUCACUUAAACACCCUAUAUGACAAUAUGUUGGAGCAAAAUUUGUCUAGAAUCAUUGAGCCCUAUAGUAAGGUGCAGGUAGCCUACGUCAGCGAAACUAUAGGUCUACAGCAGGAUGCUGUUGAGCGUAAACUCUCUCAGAUGAUCUUGGACUCCAAAUUGACUGGUAUUUUAGAUCAAGGAGCUGGGGUGUUGAUUGUUUGGGACCCUGUUACCAAGGACAAAACCUAUGAGCAUGCUCUUGAUACUAUUAAGGCAAUGGAAAAGGUUGUAGAUGUCUUGUACCAAAAGGCUAAAAAACUAACGUAAAAAAUAGCAAAUUUAGCUUUGCACAGUUUCGCUAUAUAGGAUUAGGGCUUGGUUAUCAUUCUGGUAUACUGUAUGAUCCCAUACUGUGUCUGUAUUGUGUGUCAUUCAUGCUGUAUGCUGCAGGAAUGUUACAACUGUCCAGAUCUCCACAACCCUAGGGAUUUUAUUAUUUUCCUUAAUUGUGAUGCAAAACCAGGAAUGUGAGUUGACUGAUACUUGUUCAGUUGUGCUACUGUUGACAUCCCCACUGUUUUGUAUAUAUAAACUAUCAUUAAGUGGGGGAGGGGAAAGUAGUGGGUUGUGACAUUGGUGAGGAUAGUCUGUUAAGCAUACUGCUGUUUUCUCUCUAAGUACACUAUAAUUUGAGAGUAGAAAUGUUAAGUUAUUUACUACUGUUGUGAAAAGGGGCAGACUUUUUAUAUGUUUGAUAGUAAAUAAGGAGCACUAUCAAUAUAAUGCUAGUACUGUAUUUGUAAAUUGAACCGUUUUGAAUCAAAAUUGUAUUACUCUACCUGCCAAAACUUUUUUUUCAAAUAAUGUUCACUGUUAAUCUCUAAUGUUUUUUAUUUCUAAGAGGAUAAAUAUUCCUUAGUUACCUAAAUGAUCAUUGUACAAUAUUAAACAAAUUCAUCUUUGUGCUUGUAAUUAACAGGCACGUACUUGUAAGUAGCAUCAAAAUCUUUUUAAGUGCUGCAUUAACUGUGCCCUAGAAAUAUUCAACUACUAACCCAUAAAGUGGAGAUGAUGAUCUCUGCUCUAUGUUGUGCAGUAUCAGUAAUGACCGUGAUAGGGGUAAGGAUAGCCACUACAUCGCGACUGUUUUGAAGUCCUAAUUAUAAUCGGCUUACCAUCAAGAUUUAACUUUGAGAUAUUUUAUAAAAUAAAAAAAAAAUGUAUCUUC